Messenger RNA from Diaporthe citri, 858 nucleotides. RefSeq lists its product as uncharacterized. Bases 1 to 858 code for a protein of 285 amino acids. NCBI's taxonomy places the organism in Eukaryota, Fungi, Ascomycota, Sordariomycetes, Diaporthales, Diaporthaceae. The record is from RefSeq and is a predicted model, not a curated record. The transcript is spliced from 5 exons.
AUGGCGUGGGAACCACACAUCAACUCCUCAUUCCAGGUGGGGAUCGUCGUUCUAUGCGCUGUUCUCGCUCCGAUAGCGCCUGUGCUGGUUGGUCUGCGACUAUGGUCAAAAUCCAUACUCCGCUCCCGCCUGAAAUGGGGCGAUUACUUGAUCAUUUUAUCCUGCAUAACUCUGUUGGGAGUCUGGCUCCCAAUAAUUCUUUUAUUUGCAGGCGGAGGCGGCGCCAAUUGGGAGUUGAAAGACAGAGGUAUAGGGUUCUGGAUAAUGAGAGUCGAGUGCCUCGUCAUUGCCUCGACAUUCUACCUUCUGUCAAGCUAUCUGUGCAGAGUUUCAAUCCUCUGCAUAUACUAUGAACUUCUACGGCAGAUUCCCUGGAUGAGCCACAUCAUCAUGGCUGUAGGGGCCUGGGUGAUCAUAUGCGGCGUGGUCUCCAUGGGUGUUCAGCUCGGCGUCGGCAUCCAAGACGUACUCUUUGUUAUGGCCGAUCAAGGCCCAGAUGCGGUGGAAGAGGGGCCGAAUGCCUGCGUGCUGUCCCUGCUGCGAAUUCUGGCCUGGAAGCUGCCGGGUUUCAUUGGGCAGGCUCCCACAGACACCUACAUUCGGAGAGACGCUUUCGAAGUAUUGUACCCCAUCGAGAUCACAUUUGGUAUUCUUGGCGCUUGCCUCCCGAUGCUUCGGCCUAUAUGCCAUCGCAAAGAGUACCCGAGCAGAUCCAGUGGCAACAACAGCUACGCGAUGGGACCCGUACGGAAUGCGGGCUCCAGGACGGCACUUACACAAGACUCGGUGUAUGGGAUCACCAAUAGUAUACACAGCAAGAGGCCUUCAGUUGGCCAGGAUGAGGAAGCAGCGUGGUGA